Molecule: messenger RNA, 1468 nt
Organism: Erythranthe guttata (spotted monkey flower)
Lineage: Eukaryota; Viridiplantae; Streptophyta; Magnoliopsida; Lamiales; Phrymaceae
Product: programmed cell death 2 C-terminal domain-containing protein
Cellular component (GO): cytoplasm
Source: RefSeq, a predicted model, not a curated record
ACCGUUUCCCCACCGUCACCCUGCCCCCUUUCUCUGUUUAGGUUUUUUUUUUCCUUUCAUUUUUUGGGUUGCGCCACUGGCCCACCGCCUAACUCCGCCGUCGUCUCUGCAUAGGGUUUUUUUAGCUGAGCUAGUGUGGGAUUCGGGAGCUAAAAUUUAUUGUCACCAAUUUCUUCAGUCCAGUACGCCAGUUCAAAAAAAAACAUGGAUGGAGUCACUUUAUUUAUGCCAGGGCCAUGGGCCGAUAGUAAGUACGAAGCAGCAGACGUAUACACAACAAAAAUUGGAGGUCUUCCAGAUUUUCCUUUUCAAUUUUCUGGUGAGAAGCGAGUUCUGCUCGAGUGCAGUACAUGUGGAAGCAAUCUUUGUCUCCUCGCACAGAUUUAUGCUCCAAUUUCAAGUAAAUCUUUAUCAAUAAACGAGCGAGUGAUAUAUAUUUUCGGCUGUGUGGUUCCACAAUGUGAGAGCCUCCUAUGGAGAGCACUUCGUGUUCAGAAGAUUUCGAGCGAAGAAGUGGGGCCCACAACUAAUUCUUCUUCCGUUUCGGAUAAUAAUUGGAAGAAGGAUCUGUGGUCGUUUGACAUCGAAGAAGAAGAAGAUGAAGAAGAUAUAGAUCUCGAAGAGUUAAGUAGAGCUCUUUCGGAAGCUGCUAAGUUGACUACUAAUGGCAAAAGACAGAGUAAUGGCGGUGAAUUCAGUAAAAAGCCCCUGCAUAUUAGUCAACCAGCUAGGUCUGUUGAUGAUAAAGUACCAGUGAUGCCGUGCUUUUACACAUACGUUCAAGAAGAGAAACUAUCCAAAAAAAAUAUUUCUGAAAUUUCAAAGAGCCCGAUUCUGUCUAUCCAAGACUGUGAGAACAAUUCCGACAAUGAAGAAACAUACGACGAAGAGAAUUACGAAUAUGAUAAAGCAUUAAAUGCUGAUAGAACUUAUCUCAAGUUCAAGAAACGAGUGGAUGCAUACCCUGAGCAAUGUUUAAGGUAUUCGUAUGGUGGAAAGCCUCUAUUGGCUUCUGCAGAAACGGGAGAACCCGGAAAUUGUAAGCUUUGUGGUGAAAAAAGGCAUUAUGAAAUGCAGGUGAUGCCCCCGUUGAUAUUCUUCUUGCACGAAGCAGCUGAUAAUGAACAAAGAAUAUCUUUAGAUAAAUUUAAUUGGAUGACUUUGUUAGUCUACACUUGUUCAAGGAGCUGUGGGGAAUCGGCAUCUUCUCAAGUAAACGGGGGCACUAUAGACUGGAUUGUAGCAGAGGAAGCAGUUAUCGUUCAAUAUGAGUAAUUUUUCAAACCUUUUGUGGAUAAUAAAGUGCAGCACAAUUUUGUUUUAUGUUUAAUUUUUUUUAAUAUUUGUGUCCCUUUUAUUUGUUUGAUUUAAGUGAUUGUUUUUUUUUAUUUUUGGUGCUAUAUGUCUAUUACGAAUAUUGUAGUCUCUUGGCAUAAGAUGAAAAUCGGGAGCGGAAUAUUUCGAAUUU